This is a messenger RNA of Dicrocoelium dendriticum, 1149 nucleotides long. The record is from the annotation of a GenBank genome assembly. Lineage: Eukaryota; Metazoa; Platyhelminthes; Trematoda; Plagiorchiida; Dicrocoeliidae.
GUUUAUCACCAUCUACUUUGCUCACUAGACAAGUACGAACUCGGAAUACCCUCUCUCCUGCGCGUUAUAUCUACAUUACCGAAAUGACAAACGAAACCGGUGUCCACGUUAUCAGUCCUUUCAAGAGUUUUGUGGCCGGUGGAUUUGGUGGCAUUUGCUGCGUAGCUACAGGACAUCCAUUGGACACUAUCAAGGUUCGUUUGCAAACAAUGCCCCAUCCAUCUUCAGGAGGUGCUCCUUUGUACACUGGUACUCUUGACUGCGCUCAAAAGACCAUCAAAACAGAGGGUUUUUUUGGUUUAUAUAAGGGCAUGGGCGCUCCUAUCGUCGGCGUUUCUCCCAUUUUUGCACUGUGUUUUUUUGGUUACAAUUGGGGAAAGAAAUUGAUUGCUGCUGAUCCAACGCAUCUCAAGAAGCAUGAAAUUCUACUCGCGGGCAUGUUUUCUGGAGUUUUUACAACUACGAUCAUGGCCCCUGGGGAACGCAUCAAGUGCCUACUGCAGGUUCAAAGCGGAUCACUGACUGCGCAGAAGUACAAGGGACCAGUUGAUGUCAUUCGUCAGUUGUACCGAGAAGGCGGCAUACGGAGUUUGUUCAGGGGUACUGCCGCCACUCUCCUCAGAGAUGUCCCUGCCACAGGUGCUUACUUUUUGAGUUACGAGUGGAUCAAGGGUGCGCUGCGCGAUCCCGGCAGUUCGUCUGAUAAUCUGAGUGUUGGAAAAACCCUGUUUGCUGGUGGUAUGGCUGGUGUCUUCAACUGGCUUGUUGCUAUUCCACCUGAUGUCUUGAAGUCUCGCUACCAAAGUGCCCCUGAGGGAAGAUAUCCCAAUGGAAUCCGUUCUGUCUUCUCAGAGUUGAUGGCCAAGGAGGGUGUGUUGGCUCUGUAUCGUGGAGUAACACCAGUACUUCUACGUGCAUUCCCAGCUAAUGCGGCCUGCUUCCUGGGUUAUGAAGUGGCCCUGAAGUUUUUGAACUACGUGCUUCCCCAAUGGUGAUUUGAGCUACUGACUCCGCUUUCAUGCUUAUUGGUUGUGAACUGACCACUGAUUACUUUGCAUCUCCAUCGGUGCCUCUAUCAUGUACUAUACUUUUAGUUCGACAUGUACAUAGUAUUCAGCUUCAUUCGCCAAUAUAUGAUUGCACAGAUGA